AUGAUCUCAUGCCGCCCCGAUGCUGGGGAAAUAAAACCAGGGGGAGAGACACACUGCGUCCUCUUCACGUCUUUCAACCUCAUAAUGGCUUCUCUUCUACGACCUUGCCGCAUACCGCGGGUAUGUACCCGCAGCUACUCAACCGCUCCCUCCGCCUCAACACGCCUCAACCUCCCAAUCGACUAUAAAUCCACUCCGCUCCUCCACCACAACUCGUCCUCGCUCUCGAAUGCUUAUGAUCUUCCCGGUUCCAGCACGUCAAAAUCCAUGAACCUAUACACAGCCAUCAACGCUGCACUCCGCACCGCCCUUACAAAAUCAAACAAGGUCAUGCUCUUCGGCGAAGAUGUCGCCUUCGGCGGUGUGUUUCGGUGCUCGAUGGAUCUGCAAACCGAGUUCGGAUCGGAAAGGGUCUUCAACACCCCACUCACAGAACAAGGCAUUGUGGGUUUUGCAAUCGGUGCUGCUGCUGAGGGUAUGAAGCCCGUCGCGGAGAUCCAGUUUGCGGACUAUGUCUUCCCAGCUUUUGACCAGAUUGUCAAUGAGGCUGCCAAGUUUAGGUAUCGAGAGGGUGCGACUGGGGGAAAUGCUGGUGGACUGGUGAUACGAAUGCCUUGUGGCGCGGUUGGGCAUGGUGCCUUGUAUCAUUCGCAAUCACCCGAAGCGCUGUUCGCUCACAUUCCUGGUCUACAGGUCGUCAUGCCCCGUUCUCCUUCGCAAGCUAAAGGCCUACUCCUGUCUGCCAUCUUCGAAAGUAAUAACCCCGUUGUCUUCAUGGAACCAAAAGUCUUGUACAGGGCCGCUGUGGAGCACGUUCCAAAUGAGUACUACACAAUCCCACUGAACAAAGCGGAGGUCAUCAAGCCCGGAAACGACGUGACGAUUAUCUCGUAUGGCCAGCCACUAUACCUCUGCUCUGCAGCCAUUGCUGCCGCAGAAAAGGCGCUAGGUGCCAGCGUUGAGCUGAUCGACCUGCGAACAAUCUACCCAUGGGAUAGACAAACUGUCCUUGAUAGCGUGAAGAAGACCGGCCGGGCGAUUGUGGUUCACGAGAGCAUGAUAAACUUCGGAGUUGGCGCUGAAGUGGCCGCAACGAUCCAGGAUGGGGCAUUCUUACGGCUGGAAGCGCCAGUCAAGCGGGUCGCUGGUUGGAGUACCCAUACCGGGUUGAUGUACGAGAAGUUCAUCCUACCGGAUGUUGCUAGUGAGUACUUUCCAGUGAUAGCUGAGUAUACUCUACUAACGUGCAAUAGGGAUAUAUGA
Aspergillus calidoustus is the source of this 1263-nucleotide messenger RNA. The record is from the annotation of a GenBank genome assembly. NCBI's taxonomy places the organism in Eukaryota, Fungi, Ascomycota, Eurotiomycetes, Eurotiales, Aspergillaceae.